AAAAAAAGGAAAAAAGGGGGGAGAGGAAAGGAAAAAAAAAAAAAAAAAGAAAAAAUAAGGAAGAAAAAAAAAAAAAAAAGGAAAAGAGGGACGGGGGAUGCAAGCAGGGCUGGCAGCGGCGGCGCGGUAAUUUCCUCCCCCCCUACCCCCCUCCUCCAAAAGGCAAAAAAAAAAAAAAAAAGAGCAGCAAAAAAGCCAGCCAAAAAAAAAAAAAAAAAGAAAAAAAAAAAAAAAAAAGCAACCAACCCAGCAAACCACCCAACCCAACAUUUCUUUUUUUUUCAUGGAGAGCAAAAACCCCAGGCAAGCGGAGGAGGACCGGGACUCCUUUGCGCGGAGACCUUUGCAUCAAAAUGCUGAUAGUCGAAAAAACGACUGACUACCCUUCGGCUGAGUACUCCCUGGUGGAGGAUGUAGCCCUCCACUUCACGUGUUUGAUGGACAGACUGAACGAGCAGCGCCUCUUUCAGCCGGACCUGUGCGACGUGGACAUCGUGCUGGUGCAGCACAAGAGCAUCUUCCCGGCGCACAAGGGGGUCCUGGCAGCCUACAGCCAGUUCUUCCACUCCCUCUUCACCCAAAACAAGCAGCUGCAGCGCGUGGAGCUCUCUCUGGAGGCCCUCACCUCGCAGGGCCUCCAGCAGAUCCUCAACUUCAUCUACACCUCCAAGCUCCUCGUCAACUCCUGCAAUGUGCAGGACGUGCUGAACGCGGCUGCCGUGCUGCAGAUGAACAACAUCGCCUCCUCCUGCCAGGACCUCCUCGACACCCGCUCGCUCAGCCUGGCCGCCGACAUGGCCCUGCCCGCCGAGGGCUGCGCCGGACCCCCACCCUACUACUGCGAGAUCAAGCAGGAGGUGGAUGCCCCCCAUCCCAAGAUCUACGCCCGGGAGGGCAACGACCCUUACUCGGUGCGGGUGGAGGAUGGGGCGGGCGGUGGGACGCUCCCCCCUGGCCCAGCCAAGCAGUACUACAAGGAGGAGAAGGAUGGCGGUCCGGGCCCUGUCUGCAAAAUGGAGGGCGAGGAGUCAGAGGAGGAUCUGGACAGCCAGGGCUCGUACAACCGGGAGCAGAUCAUCGUGGAGGUGAACCUCAACAACCAGACCCUCAACGUCUCCAAGGGCCUGGAGGGGAAGGCAGCUGCCAGCGAGGCGGCUGUGAUGGGGCGGCCUGACGGGGAUGGGCGCGACACGGAGGAGGAUGGGGAGGAGGAGAAUGAGGAAGGAGAGGAGGAGGAGGACGAAGAGGAGGAUGCAGAGGUGGGCGAGGAGGAGGAGGAGGAGCACAGCGAGGAGGAAGACCUGGAGGAGACGACGGAAGAAGAGGAUGAUGAUGAUGACGAUGAAGAUGCGUCGGAGGUGAAAAGGGAAAAGGGUGGGCAGCCCCGCAGAGGCAGCCGGGCAUCCAAAGCCACCAAACCUGCCAUGGCAACCAGGUCCCAGGAGAUGGCCAAGGUGGAAGAGGAGGAGGAGGAAGAAGAGGAAGGCCAGCGAGGGAGGAAGAGGAAAAAAGAACAGGACGGUUUGGGCCAGAAGGUGAAGCUGGAGGAGAAGCAGCACUACCCGUGCAAGAAGUGCCCCCGAGUCUUCAACAACCGCUGGUACCUGGAGAAGCACAUGAACGUCACGCACAGCCGCAUGCAGAUCUGCGACAAGUGCGGCAAACGGUUCCUGCUGGAGAGCGAGCUGCUGCUGCACCACCAGACCGACUGCGAGAAGAACAUCCAGUGCGUGACAUGCGGGAAGGGGUUCAAGAAGCUCUGGUCUCUCCACGAGCACAACAAGAUCGUCCACGGCUACGCCGAGAAGAAGUUCUCCUGCGAGAUCUGCGAGAAGAAGUUCUACACCAUGGCCCACGUGCGCAAACACAUGGUUGCUCACACCAAGGACAUGCCGUUCACCUGCGAGACCUGCGGGAAGUCCUUCAAGCGCAGCAUGUCCCUCAAGGUCCAUUCGCUUCAGCACUCUGGGGAAAAGCCUUUUAAAUGUGAGAACUGCAACGAGCGCUUCCAGUACAAGUACCAGCUGCGCUCCCACAUGAGCAUCCACAUCGGCCACAAGCAGUUCAUGUGCCAGUGGUGCGGCAAGGACUUCAACAUGAAGCAGUACUUCGACGAGCACAUGAAGACGCACACGGGUGAGAAGCCCUACAUCUGCGAGAUCUGCGGGAAGAGCUUCACCAGCCGCCCCAACAUGAAGCGGCAUCGCCGGACCCACACGGGCGAGAAGCCGUACCCCUGCGACGUCUGCGGCCAGCGCUUCCGCUUCUCCAACAUGCUCAAAGCCCACAAGGAGAAAUGUUUCCGCGUCAGCAACCCCUUGGCUUUGGACACGGCCGCCCCCCAACCCGCUGCCAGCCCAGCCCCACUGCCCUCCGGCCCCGGUGUCUCCCCUCUGCCCCUGCCGCUGCUUCAUCCCCUUCCACAGACCCUCCCUCCUCCUCCUCACCUACCACCACCCCCUCCCCUGUUUCCAGCGGGGAGGAUAAAUUCAAACAACAACUAGGUGCCCCCCAGCCAUGCGCCCGCACACGGACUGCUCUGCCCUUCGGGAUCGCCUCCUCCCGGGGAGCCAAGGCUUUGCUUGCUCUCUACCCUCCUUCCUCCUCAUUUUGGGGUUGUUUUGUUUUUUGUUUUUUUUUUUUUUUUUUUAAUUUUUUUUUUUUUUUUUUUUUUCUCUCACCCGGCGUUCUCUGCAGAGAGGGGGAGCGGGGGGAAGCCCCACCUUGAGGAGCGUAGGUGUUGGUGGGGAGGGGGGGAAACCACAGCCCAUCCGUAAGGGUGUAGGUAAAAGGCGUCGCUCUCUAUUUCACCUUCCCGUGCGUCGGCUUCAUCUUCGUGCCGGGAGGCUGGUGGGGCUCGGAGGAGCAGGGUGCCGUGCCCUCCGGGGUCAAGCUCACUGGCGUUGCGUGCCCCCUCACUAGCCCAAUGAAUCCCUGCCGGCGCUUCGAUAUUUAUAAUCAGCCGAAAUCUAGCUAGUGGUGCUUGAAUCCCUGUACUGUAAAGCUGGUCUUUCAAUUCAGGCUCUUUUCCCCAGAGGUUGAGAGGUGGGCACCACAGAGGAGCCCCCGUCGGCACCGUCUGCCGGCCCCGGUGGCCUGCGGCGAGCGAACAGAUGUCCCCCUUGGAAAGUCAUCAGCCCGCUCUCGUUAGCAGCCCUCGCUGCGUGUUCCUUCCCCGCGACAGGUUUUCCUCCUUGAUAGGUGAAAGCACAAGCACUGCUGUUGCAUCUCGGGGCACUGGCAGCUUGCUGCCGGUUCGAUUUUGGGGUGCCCUAAGGGAACCAAGCUCUGGCGUGCCCUUUCUGCUCAUCCCAGCAGGAGCUGGGCUCCUGGGGAUGCUCUGGAGUUCGGGGAGGUGUCCCUGAGGGAGCUCGCAUGGCCUCGGGGCUGGCGGGAGGGUGGCCUGGGACAGAGGAGCAGGACGCCGCCGUUUCUCGGCAGAAUCAGCCCAGAAUAGUGCCUUAACAAUUCGAAUAAAGCCCUGACUGGUGGGUGAGCUCCAGGCUGGGUCCCGUUGCAAGUCUCGGAGCUGAAGGAAGACCUCGUUCAGCCUGAUGGUGAUGUCCCAUCCUCCAGCUUGUUGCCUGCGUCGCUCUCCCAAGCUCCACCUCUCCCCGUACGGUUGGCAGCAGUUGGCCCUGCCCUGGCUUUGGAGGGGACCAGAGGGGACCAGUGGUUGGUUUGGUGAUGCCCCGCGGUGUUGUCUACCGCUUCUCUGGCCACAUUGUGUUUGUUGAAGUUGAGCUGGUCUUCAGUUUCACUUAUUCAGGCUGGCUUGAUGCUCCCAGAGGAGGAGAAGAGGAAGGCUUUGCUGUUACCUUUUUGUGGGACGGUGGGGCUCCAAAGCUGGGUCUCUCACUGCUGUGCUCUGCCCUGGGGUCUCGUACAUUGGCCUGCCCGUGGCUGUGUGGUCUCCCUGCAUGGGGGAAUGUCCCCUUUGGGGUCCGGGAGAGCUGGGAGCACUGCAGGGGCUGCAGAGCAUCCAGCAUGAGCAGAGAGGUGUGCCAGCCAAGAGUUGGGUUGCAUUGCAGCUGAUGCUUUGCUCCCAAGGCUGGCGCCGGGGGAGGCAUGCGGAGGUAGGUCAGGUUAUGGAGGAGGUGGUGAGCAGGAUUGUUGGUAGGCAAGAAGGGAGAGAGGACAUUGAGCGGGCUGCAGGAGCCCUUUCUUGUUUGCACCUUGUUCUGGGUGAUAGCAGGGUGCUGGGGACAGUGAGCCACAUCUAGCUCUGCAAGAAGUCUUGGUGCUUCAUCUCCUUGACAAAACCACUUGGGCAGCGUUGAGGCUGUCCCUGCAGAGAUGGGAGGGUUCAGCCACGUACUCAAGGGCUUUGCUGACCUGGGAUGUGUAGGAGCUUUAGCCUGGUAGGGACAGGACGGGGGAGCAUCUGCUGUUCUCCUGAGUGCUCUUUGAGGUGACGGGUUAGGUGACUGGUGUCCCUCCCUGCUGAAUGUUGCCCUCCCUGUGCCUGAUGUCUCUGGAAAGCUGGCUGCUCUUGUGACUGUUAGCAUGUUGGAGAAACAGAUUGCUUUUCAUCCCCAUGUUGGUUGGGAUCCUGUGGAGCCCCAGCACCACAAUCAGUACCAGUGAUCUCACUCUCAUCUGCUUUGAGCAAAAGGAGGAUGCUGUGGCAGAGCUGCCUUGCCAUAUUGACUUUCUCAGAUAGGUACCAAAGGCUUCUCUGCUCUCCUUCCCCCAUGACCCUGGGGCUUAUUGGGAUGGUACAAAACCUUCUCAAACACACACCCAUGAGGGAUGUGGGCACUCAGCUUUUGGGGUCAUUGGCUUUCUGAAGGGACCAUGACCCAGACUGGAAAAUGUUUGCUUUAGAGAAGCACCUUGGAGGUGUUGGAGGGCCUCAAUAGGGUGGUCCAUGCUGUCUCCCCCUCCGCUGCCUCCCAGAUCCCAUCCCCCUCAGGCUCCCUUGUGCUUCUUUCCCCUCACACUCAGCUUUGAGACAGAAUGGGAGCACUGUACCCCGAGGAGGGCUCACCUUGCCUUUGUGGUCUUCUGCGAUGGAGCCCAUCAGCCUGGCUGACUGGUAGACUCCCCGCAAGUAAACACCCAUGCCAACUUGUGCUGCCUUGUACCACUCACCUGGAGGUGGCUUUCCCUUUCCUUGUCCCUGUUCAUCCUAUCCCAGUGAGGACCUGUCUCACGUGGAUGUCACUGUGAGAUGAGAGCACGUCAUUGAGGCUAGAAGCCCAGCGGAAAGCCCAGUGACUGAUCCCAGCCGCGUCGGAUCCCCUUCGAGAGCCUGCUUGUAGAGCCACUUGGAGAAGUCGAGAUGUGACCAUGCACACAGCACUUUGGAGAACCAGAUCCCUGCUGCUCCCUCCCCUCUCUAAGGCCUGGGCAGUUCCAGGAGUCCUGUAAGGCCUCCAAGCCCUUUUGUCUACACCCUUCCUCGGCCCCAAUGUGUCUUUUCAUGUCUGGUUUUCGUUAAUGUACUAGGAGUUCAGACGAGUCGCUCCCGUAGUGCCUCAUCCCACAUCCAUCCCAGUCGGCCCUGUUGGCAUCCAUUGGGUUAGAUGGGGCAAGAGGCGGGAGAGUUGGGUCCGUUGUUUUCAAGCUUUUUAUGUUUUGUUUUCUUGUUUUUUUUUUUUUUUUGUUUUGGUUUGGUUUUUUAAUUUUUAUUUUUAACUCUUGCACCUUAAUCUCUCACAUCCCUUUUUCAUCAGACCGCAAGGGUGGAGAAGGGCUUGAUUUCCAUUACGCAGUUCAUGAAUAUGCCGCAACGCAACGUUCAGCUGACAAGUCUGCCCAUGCACCGAACCCCAGACCUGUCCAAGUUUGAAUUUUUUUUUUUUUUUCCCUGCCCCCCUUCAUUUGAACUCUGGGGAGGGUGGGAGUCACGUGGGGAGGGUCAUUUUCGGUUUAUAUGUCCCAGGAGCCUGGUAGCACAGACCAGUUAGCCUCGGAAUGUCCAUGAGGCACUGCUGGCCCUUCGGACCACAGCCAUAACCCCAGUGCGGUGGAAAGGUGAUGAUGGAUGGACAGCCGGCGGGUGGGAACGGCUGUGACAGUGCAAUAGAGAUGAGCAUCCGCUGCUAGACAAUUCCACUGAUUAAACUCUUGGUUUGCCAGAAGUCGAGAGGGAAGGAUGGACAGACAGACGCCCUUUGUUCACACGGAUGGAGAGAGCUUCCCCACAUGCAGCCCCGCCUAGUGACACGUGACCAUGAUGGGACUUGGGUCAAACUUGCAAAGGAAAAAAAAUAAUAAUUAGAAAAAAGAUAAAAAAUAAGAACAAGAACAACCUCAGUAGCAUGGAGCUUGAAGGAAACAAAUGAAACCCCAAACACUUGCCUCAAAACUAGUUUGUUAUGCCUGGUGUUUGGCUCUGUAUUAUUUUACGGCAUUCAGUAUCGGUUGCCCAAUCAUGCCAAGUUAAGAGUGUAUUGGUGGCUCUACUAGUGUGAACAAACUAAAUGAAGCACUUUAUUCUGUAUAGAUAAGGGAGGGUGGGGAGGGGAAGCUUGGAUGCUUUUCAUAGGCAUCUUAAGUAAUGUUCUAGGAAAUGUAUUACUGUUACUUUUUUUUUUUUUUUUUUUUUUUUUUUUAUGACCAUGUGUAAUCAAUAUAUGUUUAUCUUUAACUCCAAGUACAGCAGUUACUCUCUUUGGGAUGGUGUGAUGAGGGGGAGGCUGAGAUGGAUGGGUUAGUCCAUCAGCAUGGGGCCAACUGGGGCAAGUCAUUGCCUACCCCAGGAAUGGGUGAGUCUUGCCCCAUUGACAGCCCCAUUGGCCAAUUUCCAGGUGAUCCCAAGAGGUGCAUCAAAGCUGCCUUCUAGGGUACAGCUCACAGUCAGCCUCGACACCAAAGGCCCGACAUGCAUCCCCAUCCCGAUCCAUCUUCUGCGUGGAGGUGCUGGGGCUGCUCUCUGGGCCACCCACGAGCAAGACAAGUCAUGGUAGGCUAUUUUGGGUUGUCCCAUAGAGGCCAGGCCCUUGGCCAUGCUUUGAAACCUGCUUUUGACCUCUCACCAAGGCACAUCAGGGGUCACUGAGCUCUGAAAGUGGUGAGAGGUCAGAAUUGGGCCUUUCCACUGCGUUCUCCCAGUCUGGAAGUGUUAUGACUGUUACCAAAGAGGUUGCAAGUGGAAGGACUGAAUCAAUAAACGAUUUGUCUUUUAUAAAAGAAAA
Tyto alba (common barn owl) is the source of this 7142-nucleotide messenger RNA. It is a transcript of the gene ZBTB47, whose product is annotated as zinc finger and BTB domain containing 47. Bases 354 to 2504 code for a protein of 716 amino acids. Gene Ontology annotation, cellular component: nucleus. Gene Ontology annotation, molecular function: DNA-binding transcription factor activity, RNA polymerase II-specific; protein binding; RNA polymerase II cis-regulatory region sequence-specific DNA binding. Lineage: Eukaryota; Metazoa; Chordata; Aves; Strigiformes; Tytonidae. The transcript is spliced from 6 exons. The record is from RefSeq and is a predicted model, not a curated record. Gene Ontology annotation, biological process: regulation of transcription by RNA polymerase II.